CAGAAAACGUGCAGUCAGCUCGUGUGGUUGGUUACACGCGGGGACAAACAAACCGAGCACCGCACGGAGAGAGAGAGAGAGCGCUGCUGUCACCAGCGCUGAAUUCAAAGAUCAAACACAGGGGUCCAAGGAGACUACGAGGAGGAGGGGGCAUGCAUGCAUGCACUGAUCUGUAAGAGCAGAUUUUCUUGUUUGGGUUUUUUUUUUUUCAAUCCAGGGAACUGAAAGUGGAGAGUUGCUGAUGAAGCUGCAGGCGCACUGAGGCGCUGCCUGGACCGUUUUUGCGUCUCACUCCCGGCAUUGUUGCUCGUGUUUCCCGGGAUGGAAUAAUUCCCUUCUUCGCUUUCAUCCAAGGAAUACCUGCGAUCCUACUCUCACCGCUCUCCAUGGUGCUUGAAGGCAGAGAGAUGGACGGCAUCGGGAACACCAUGCAGAAGAAGGUUGCCGAGCUGGAGCGUCUGGCCGAGGUGCUUGUCACCGGGGAACAGCUCAGGCUGCGGCUCCAUGAGGCGAAGGUGAUCAAGGACCGGAGGCACCACCUCCGGACUUACCCGAACUGCUUUGUAGCUAAGGAGCUCAUUGAUUGGCUGAUCGAACACAAGGAAGCUUCAGAUCGAGACACGGCCAUCAAGAUUGUGCAGAAACUUUUAGACCAGAGCAUCAUUCACCAUGUGUGUGACGAGCACCGGGACUUCAAAGACAUGAAGCUGUUUUACCGCUUCCGGAAGGAUGACGGCACAUUCCCGCUGGAUAAUGAAGCCAAGGUGUUUAUGAGGGGCCAGAGGAUCUAUGAAAAACUAAUGAACACAGAGAACAACCUACUGCAAACCAGGGAGGAGGAAGGCGAGUCGUUUGAGCGGACGCUGGUAGCCUCAGAGUUCAUCGAUUGGCUGCUGCAGGAGGGGGAGAUGCCAACCAGGGAGGAGGCUGAACAGCUGGGGCGGAGGCUUCUUGAACAUGGGAUCAUCCAGCAUGUCACCAACAAGAAUCACUUUGUUGAUGGGCCGCUCCUCUACCAGUUCAGGAUGAACUUCCGGCGUCGUCGGCGAUUGAUGGAACUUCUUCACGAGCGCGGGCGCAGCAUUCCCGAGAGCCACGACAGUCCCUUCUGUCUCCGGAAACAAAGCUCUGACGGAGGCAACACCAGCUUUCUCUCAGUGAGUCCCACAAAAGAGAUAAAGGUGUCUGUCGGAGUUCGUCGGAGCAGCAUGAGCAGCAGCUGUGGCAGCAUCGGUUAUUGCAGCAGUGGUUAUUACAGCAGCAGUCCUACGCUCAGCAGCAGUCCGCCUGUCCUUUGCAACCCUAAAUCUGUCCUGAAGAGACAAGUGAGUCCAGAGGAGCUGCAGAGACCAGGAGGACCUUUUAUAAAGAAGACAUUCACUAUUGUAGGCGAUGCUGUGGGCUGGGGGUUUGUGGUGCGAGGAAGCAAACCCUGUCACAUCCAGGCUGUGGAUCCAGGUGGACCUGCUGCCGCUGCUGGCAUGAAGGUGUGUCAGUUCGUGGUGUCGGUGAACGGAUUGAACGUCCUCUGUCACGACUACCGAACCGUCAGCAACCUGAUCCUGACUGGUCCGCGGACGAUUGUCAUGGAAGUGAUGGAGGAGGUGUAAGCAUUAAAGAGAGCUCCAAGAGGAAACCUCUCAGAAGAGUAAUGCAGGAAAAAAUGUGGGGACUGAAGUAGUACUUAACCUCAAAACCACAUCGAGAGCGAAACACUGAAGACUUGAAACCACGUCUCACUAGCUCUGUUCCAGCAUUGUUUGAACAAGGUGGAUAACCAAGAAACUGUGUGUGUGCUUAAAAAUGAGGCUAUUGUAGUCAAGCAAACGAGUCAAUAUUUGGAGAAACUAGAUUGUUUUGGAUUUUUUUCCUUUGGUUUCGUGGUGUGCGCACUCACACACUGACACACACAACCAAAACAGAGACCACGGAAGAGCUUGGAGUAAGAAAACUCACCCUGGAGAGUGUGCUAAAAGGAUGUGAGAAGAUGUGAAAUUAAGUUUUGCCAUUAUAACUCGUGGAUCAGAGAGUAGAAAGCUGAAAAUGAGGACGAAUAUUUAAUGGCGCCAUGAAAGCAACCUCUACUCCAGUGAGCUGUUCCUGGUGGCUCAACACUGCCCUCUGCUGAGAAGGACAGGAAGACACACUUCACACUGCUACUACAUGUAAUUUCAGGGUUUUCAGGGGUGCCAUAAUUGAACCAUUAUGUUCAACGGGAAAAGACAAACACCUGCCGUCGCCAUAUGGAAAAUCUAAAAUACCAACUUAAUCGAUGUUGAGGUAGAUUUUUUCCUAGCUGCUAAGAAUGUUAUAAAGGCGAUAAACUUACAUGCUACAUUAAUAAGCACAUUGUAUAUAGAAAAGCAAUUAAAGACUUACAGACACAAAGUUUAGAAGUCCGGCUUUAGAAAAGCUGUCUCCCAUAAAACCUUGUAACCUAUUUUGAUUACCCGUGACAGCUCUCUGUUAGGCACUUUAACCCUAUAUGCAGCCUAGAAAAUAGACAGUGACCGACAAUAUCACUGUCUGUAGUUUGUUUAAAAGAAUUCGGAGGUUUCUGUUAUACUUGCCUUUGAGAUGUGGACACAAGAUGUGUUACAUACCAUUAAGAAUUGCCAAAAGAGGGAAUACUAAAAAUAAAAAUGACUCUAAUUGGAGUCAUACCAACCAGCCUUAAUGUAAACUUAGAGAACAUUUGAUUGACCUUUCAACUUUUAUAUAUCAUUUGAUGUUUGAUGUAUAAUAAAGAUAAGAAGAAAACAACCAAAGAACUUGGUUGACUAAAGCGUCCUUUUUGGGGGGGAAUUUGAUUCAAUCAGACAUCCCUAAUUUGAAACUAAUGUGGAAGAAUGACUUCCUCCGCCCCUCCCCCACAUCCUUUUCUCCUUUAUUAUCUGUACAUGCGGAGCAGUUACACAUCAAGCACCAUAUCGUGUAUGCGCUAAAGAGUUUUCAGACAGAUAAGAAAAGAUGUAUAUGUACAGAAAUUUAAUGUAUGAUGGCCUUGUCUGAUUUUUGUCUCCAGUAGCAGAUAAAUGAGCAACACGCCUGAAUAUUCAAUCAUUUUAAAUAAAGGGAGCAGUUUUCCUCAGAAUCAAAGAACAUUGCAUUUGCUUUUAUUGUGGUCCACAGACACGGAGACGUUUUAUUUGUUCAUUUUGGGGGCUUUUUCCAGCUUUUUCGGAAGAUUUCAGUUUAGUUUGAGUCAGUAAGUUAAAAUUUUGAGAUACCUAACUUGAAUUGUGAGAUAAUAAGACAGGAAGAAAAAAAAAAAAAAAAAGAGAUAAUAAGACAGAUUUUUGACUUACAGAUGACACUUUAAUUCUCUCGUAGUAGUGGAAACAAGCUUUUGACCCUACAGGCUUUACUCAGAGCGAAAAAUAGCUUCAUUUUUCAAAAUUAGUUUUCAAACUGAGAGAAAUAAGAGUUGGGCUCUAAUGAAGGCUCUGUGCCAAAACACUUUGGUUGUAUUCCUACUGUGAUGUAAACCAGUAAACAUGUGAAACGUGAGUAAAGUAUCCACAUGAGCCUCACUGUUUAUGAUGCUAUCUUUCUCUUUUUUAAUAACAUUGCUUUGGAAUUCUUUCUUUAGAUUUCAGGUUUAUCACUUCACUGCUUCAAUGGGAAAAGGUAAAUAAGAGAAUUGUUUCUAAUGAAUCUUUAAAUCCUUGAAUCAGCUUGAUGUAGCUCGAAGCUAAGUGGAUUAGAUCAGGCUUGAAUUAUAGCCUCUAAAUAAUAUGAGGAUCACGCGUAUGUUACUAUUGUGCCAUCUUGUGUUUAUACAUACUAGCAUGAAUUUAGAAAAAACAGAGCAUGGAUAAGUGAUACUCAUAUUGUUCAUAUACUAUGUGUCCUGAGCAACACUUGUUCCUUGUUUUGUCUUAGGCUAAACUAUAUUCCAUGUCUGGAGGAGGAAAUUAUUACUGCAAAAAAACACAGACGCAGAAAUGUAAACUUUGUUUUCUACCACAGUAUAUUCACAGUUGUUAUAGCCAAACUGUAGAGUUAAUAUGUCCUGGUUAACUACCUCCAAAUAUGUCCUGUGUAAUUAAUUCAGUUGACUAUUCAUUGAUUUAUCUUAAUGUGCUUGGAUGUAGUAGGCAGUCAAAUGCUGUAAAUAUGUGCUUGUUUAGCUUUAUGUCCUAAUCUAAAGCACACUCCUUCAUCUGAUUUAUCUGGCAAAUCAUUUCAGGUACAACAGCAGAUUUUAGGCCUAACUCAUUCAAUGAUCUAAACAGCUGGAAUAUGUUGUUGCUGAAUAUGUCCUCCUCAGAUUUACAGAAUUUUGCCUCAAAAUCUGUAAUCUGCUCACGUUGUUACAUGGAUAAUGCCAUAUAUUGUACUGUUAAUGUAUCAUAUUAAUGUUCUCCAAAACGUUUUCAAGUAUUUGCACUUUGCUUUUACCCUGCAACCAUACAAUAUGUUUAUUAGAAAGAAAAAAUCUCAAAGCACAAAAUUAUUUCUUCUCUGGGUUUUCAUUAGUCUGAUCUAGUUCAAAUUUUCUCUGUUUUCUCUCAUUAAAAUUCAUCUAUAUGCAGUUUGUAAUUUAGUAAUUCUUCUUUUGUGCAUCUGGAAAGUGAUCUGUGAUUUUCUUCUGUAGAUAAUGUUUGAUGCAGUUUCAUUGGACAGAAGCAGAUGACAGUUUGAUUUGGAGGAGAAGAAAGUUUCAUGUGUGUUGAGUCUUGAAGGGGUUGUGCCAGGUUGGCUUAAAUGAGUUUGCUGACUGUUAACCGAAAGCGUUUGCCUUAAGGCCUGAGUUUGCUGCCAAUAACAGAUGGUGGUCACUUUGUUCCUCCUCUUUUUCCCCUCUCAUUCUCUUCUCUGUUCAGUCAUUUGCAGCUUUACAAGGUGGUUGCUCCAAGUCACCACAGCUUCAGUUUUAGUGACAAUCAGUGUUGUAUAGAUAACAAAUGCACAGUCAUUUGAUCUGACAGAACGUACAUCACCGCUGUCUUCGUUUUUGUGCCGUUGCCGGUUCUAUACUUCAACUUUAAAGUGUAAUAAGAUCAAUGGGGAUUCUUGGCUAUGAGAGGUUACACAUUUUCAGCACAGCUGUUUAUUCUUUUUUUCUGCUAUCCGAGAUUGAAUGUUUGUUAUCAGAACAACAAAAGCUGACAAUAGCAGUCUGCUUUUCACAAAAAAGCUAAAUCUCAUUGUAAGUUCGAAUGUAUUAAAGAGCUGAUCAAGUGUCAAAUAAAU
Messenger RNA from Pelmatolapia mariae (spotted tilapia), 5199 nucleotides. RefSeq names its product DEP domain containing MTOR-interacting protein (gene deptor). Gene Ontology annotation, molecular function: protein binding. Lineage: Eukaryota; Metazoa; Chordata; Actinopteri; Cichliformes; Cichlidae. The transcript is spliced from 10 exons. The record is from RefSeq and is a predicted model, not a curated record. Bases 387 to 1610 code for a protein of 407 amino acids. Gene Ontology annotation, biological process: negative regulation of TORC1 signaling; negative regulation of TORC2 signaling; intracellular signal transduction.